AUGAAGCACCUCAUGUCGGCGACGCUGGUGCUGACGCUGGGCAUCAUCGGAAGUGCAAUCCUUCCCGUUGCUUCUGCGUUUGCCACGACCGGCGCGGUGCUGGGUAUCAUCGUCGCCCUGGUGGUUGGCGCGACCAAUGUCUACACAUGCCGGCUGCUCAUCCGGGGGGCCCAGUAUACCGGGACGCGGGACUACGAGAGCUUUGCCCACGCGGUCGGCGGCCCAUGGUUCAAGUUCUUCACCGAGUUCAGCAUCAUCAUCCUGCUCCUGGGCACCAUCAUCGCCGCCAUGAUUCAGUGCGGGGAGGUCGGCGCGGCGGGGCUGACGUCCACCUGGCCCUCAACCGCCCCUGGCUUCCUGACCUACCGCGGCGGGCUGGCCAUCGUGGUGUUCUGCACGCUGUGCAUCAUCACUCCCCUCUCCCUGCUGCCCUCCAUGCGCAAGCUGGAGACCAUCGGCGGCUUCGGUAUCAUCAUCGUCUGGUUCCUCAUGUUUGUGAUCAUCGUCUACUCCUGCAAGAACGGGCUCCCUGCGCUCAAGGACGGCCUGUUCGGCGGGUUUGCGGUGGUGAACCAGGGCUCCAUCUCCGAUGUGGCCAAUGCCUUCAGCACCUUUGGCUUUGCCUUUUACCUCCAGGCCAUCAUGAUGCCGCUGCUGAGCGAAAUGCCGCCCGGCCGCACCGGCUCCCGCAUCACCAAUGCCGCCUCGGCGGUGACCGUGAUCGGCGUGGCGGCCACGACCUACAUCGUCACCGCCUUCUUCGGCGCGGCCAUGUACGGCUACGAUAACACCGCCUCCAACAUCCUGGACAACCAGUGGUUUGGCAGCUACACCGUGGCCCCCGACGGCACGCUGGUCCCGGGCAACGGCGGCGGCGGCCAGUUCACGCUCAACUUCCUCAUGACCAUGUACCUGGCCAUCUCCCUGCCCCCCAUCGUCUUUGCCUGCUGCAUCCCCGUCAACAACUGGAUGGUCAUGGCCAGCCGGGGGCGGUACGAGAACCUGAGGCCCUUCACCCGCAAGUGCAUCAAUCUGGCCAUCGUCAUCUCCAUCACCCUGGCCGUGUCCCUGGCCGCGCCCUCUCAGUCGGGCAACGUGAUCACUGCCACGGGGGCCACGGGCGUGUGCCUGGUGUCCUACCUCAUCCCCGUCCUCUCCCACCUCCUCCUGGUGUUUGGCCGCGGGCACUGCCAGCGGCCCCUGCAAGCCGACUCCGCCAGUGUCGCUGGCGGCGCCGCCUUCCUGAAGUCUGCUGACGGAUCGCCCCUCGCAGGCGGCUCGCUGGGCGAGGCCAAGGCGAUGCCCGGUGAGGGCGAGAGGGCGCGCCCGGCCGACGACUACGUCGUGGUGGAGGCGCCGGGGGCUCAGCACCUGGAGCCCCCGCUGGACCCCGAGACGGCCUCAGGCACCGUCACCAACAUCGGCUACUUUGCCCUGCCCCGGCACUACCACGCGCCGCGCCACUCCCGCCUUCACUUCUGGGCGGUGGAGGUGACGCUGCCCAUCCUGGUCUGCUCCCUGGGCGUCCUCUUCUCCGUGGCCACCCUGGUCCUUCUGCACAACACCAUCGCCCAAGGGGAGUAG
Messenger RNA from Auxenochlorella protothecoides, 1584 nucleotides. Its product is annotated as Putative sodium-coupled neutral amino acid transporter 10. The coding region runs from base 1 to 1584 and encodes 527 amino acids. Gene Ontology annotation, molecular function: amino acid transmembrane transporter activity. Gene Ontology annotation, biological process: amino acid transmembrane transport. The transcript has 5 exons. Lineage: Eukaryota; Viridiplantae; Chlorophyta; Trebouxiophyceae; Chlorellales; Chlorellaceae. The record is from RefSeq and is a predicted model, not a curated record.